Molecule: messenger RNA, 3827 nt
Organism: Haliotis rubra (blacklip abalone)
Lineage: Eukaryota; Metazoa; Mollusca; Gastropoda; Lepetellida; Haliotidae
Exons: 23
Biological process (GO): norepinephrine biosynthetic process; octopamine biosynthetic process; dopamine catabolic process
Cellular component (GO): secretory granule membrane
Molecular function (GO): copper ion binding; dopamine beta-monooxygenase activity
Source: RefSeq, a predicted model, not a curated record
UGUAGAGGUCAACCGUCCAUGCUAUAUAAACUGUGGCGGCACUUGACAGACAUGACAGAGACGAUAGUUCUGAUCAAGCGGUAAAUCACUCUCGUCUCAAGAAACGAAUCGCCAUCUUGGGAAUCCAUCUUCUGGAAGCAAACGACACCAUCAUUCAGACGAUAUGUGUCGGCUCGUAGUCGUCGUCGUCGUCGUUGAUGGUGGCGCUGUCGGCGGCAGCACCACAAUCCGUGACGACCCAACCACCACAGAACGCCGGCGUGUACCCCCCGAACUUCCCCACCCCUACCGAGACGUACAGCAGGUUCGCCCAGUUGGAUAUAACAGGGAACUACUUUCUGUUCUGGAGGGCAAACUCCACACACAUCCAUUUCGAAACUCACGUGAAAACUAGGGGCUACGUAGGCUUCGGUAUCUCCAGCAAUGGCAACAUGUACCCGGCUGACGUGGUGAUUGGCUGGGUAAAAGAUGGGAAGGUACACUUUGAGGACCGCCAUACAAUCGGUUUCUAUGAACCAAUCAUCGACGACUCCCAGGACUGGACGCUCAUCGCCGGCUUCGAGAACGACUUCGGCACGGUGUUAAAGUUCUCUCGAGCACUCGACACUUGUGAUGAGAAGCAAGACCGUGUAAUCAAGGAAGGGACCACAAAGGUCAUUUUCUCCUACCACCCAGAUGACCCCAUCCAUGAGACGGGUCUGACAUACCACGGUCACGGCAGACGGGGGUCCAAGAGUCUCCUACUGCUGGACUUGACCCCGACCGUGAAGGUGUUGCCAGCUGACACCCAGCACUUCGACAUGAAGAACCAGGACUUCCACCUACCUGCUGUAGACACGUACUAUCACUGCACCGUCUUCAAGGCGCCCGUACUUCCAAAGAAACACCAUCUCAUCAUGUACGAACCGCUCAUCACCCCUGGCAACGAGGAUGUCCUCCACCACAUGGUGUUGUACACGUGCCCCGGCAACAUGGAUGACAAAUACGACCACAUGGACUACCACUGCUACCACGAGAGAGACCCACUACUUCGGGCGUGUACCGGCGUCUUCCUAGCCUGGGCCGUAGGGGGAGAUGUUCUUCAGCCGUUCUAUCUUCCUGAUAAUGCGGGAUUACCUCUUUGAACAAAAGACGACCCUAGAUUCUUACUGCUGGAGACUCACUAUAACAACCCCUCUCUGAAAACAGGGGUCAUCGACAGCUCCGGCAUGCGCAUCCACUACACGCCGACUUUACGACUUCACGACGCCGGGGUGCUGGAGACUGGAAUCAUGGUAGACGACUUCCAGAUCGUCCCCCCAGAAUACGAGUCCUUCAAAUCCCGGGGGUACUGCAGCAUGGAGUGUAUGCAGAGGGCCCUGACUCGGUCCACUGCCCCUGAGAUGAACGUGUUCGCAGUGUUCCAACACACCCAUCUUAUUGGGAAGGGAAUCAAGACCCGUAUUGUCAGGAACGGCACUGAGAUCGAACCCCUCAUCGUGGACGACAACUACGACUUUGACUUCCAGGAAACCAGGCUGCUGGCUCAUGAGAGGAAGUUACAAGUGGGGGACGCCAUCAUCACCGAGUGCGACUACCGGUCAAAGGAGAAAGGCAAGUUCACACUUGGUGGCCUGAGUACCAGUGAUGAGAUGUGCCUGUCCUUCAUCCUGUACUAUCCCCGGAGUCCGAUGGCCUCGUGUUCGAGCCAGCCUCGGUACGACGCCUACAUCAAUGACCCGAGCGAGGGGGACGCCCUGAUCAACUACCUCCAUACCCUUGACUGGAAGAACCAGACAGUUAGGGACGACUUCCAGAAGAAAACUGACGACUCCAUCAACGACAUGGAAUGCCUAGACUAUGCGUUUCCAGCGGGCUACACGGACAAGACUCACCCCGAUCCCGUGACUACUCCCUACGUCAAACCCAAGAGCAGCCUGUUGGCUAUAUACUUUACUGCCAUGUACACUGCAGCUGUUGGAACGACUUCUAUUCUGAAUAUGUUUCGGCUCGUAGUCGUCGUCGUCGCCUUAAUGGUGACGCUGUCAGCUGCAGCACCUAAAUCCGUGACGACCCAGCCGACACAGACCGCCGGCGUGUACCCCCCGAACUUCCCCACCCCUACCGAGACGUACAGCAGGUUCGCCCAGUUGGACACAAAGGGGAACUACUUCCUGUUCUGGAGGGCAAACUCCACACACAUCCAUUUUGAAACUCACGUGAAAACCAGGGGCUACGUAGGCUUCGGUAUCUCCAACCAUGGCAACAUGUACCCCGCCGAUAUUGUGAUUGGCUGGGUGGAGGACGGGAAGGUGCACUUUGAGGACCGCCAUACAAUCGGUUUCUAUGAACCAAUCAUCGACGACUCCCAGGACUGGACGCUCAUCGCCGGCUUCGAGAACGACUUCGGCACGGUGUUAAAGUUCUCUCGAGCACUCGACACUUGUGAUGAGAAGCAGGACUUUGUCAUCAAGGAAGGGACCACAAAGGUCAUUUUCGCCUACCACCCAGAUGACCCCAUCCACGAGACGGGCCUGACAUACCACGGGGCCGGCAGACGGGGGUCCAAGAGUCUCCUUCUCCUGGACUUGACCCCGACCGUGAAGGUGUUGCCAGCUGACACCCAGCACUUCGACCUGACCAAUCAGAAGUUUCAAGUUCCUUCCGCUAACACCUUCUACCACUGCUCCGUCCACAAGAUGCCAGUGCUACCGAAGAAGAACCACCUGAUAAUGUUCGAGCCAGUCAUCACCCCUGGCAACGAGGAUAUCGUCCACCACAUGGUAGUGUAUACGUGCCCGACGGAGCUUGACGACAAAUACAACAACUUCGACUACCACUGCUACCACAUCAACGACAUGACGCUGUUGUCGUGCCGGGCGGUGUUCCUAGCCUGGGCCGUGGGUGGAGAGCCCUUCUAUCUACCUACUGAUGUUGGAAUGCCACUCGGAAUGUCGGAAGGCCCUGGCCACGUGGUCCUGGAGACACACUACAACAACCCCACACUUAAAUCUGGGGUCAUCGACAGCUCCGGCAUGCGCAUCCACUACACGCCGACUUUACGACUUCACGACGCCGGGGUGCUGGAGACUGGGAUCAUGGUUGACAAAUUCCAGAUCGUUCCCCCAGAAUACGAGUCCUUCAAAUCCCGGGGGUACUGCAACAUGGCGUGCAUGGAAAAGGCCCUGACUCGGUCCACUGCCCCUGAGAUGAACGUGUUCGCAGUGUUCCAACACACCCAUCUUAUUGGGAAGGGAAUCAAGACCCGCCUUGUCAGGAACAACACUGAGAUCGAACCCCUCAUCGUGGACGACAACUACGACUUUGACUUCCAGGAAACCAGGCUGCUGGCUCACGAGAGGAAGUUACAAGUGGGUGACGCCAUCAUCACCGAGUGCGACUACCGGUCAAAGGAGAAGGGCAAAUUCACGCUUGGUGGCGUGAGGACCAGUGAUGAGAUGUGUCUGUCGUUUCUCCUGUACUACCCCCGGAGCCCUAUGGCCGACUGCAUGAGCCUCCCUCUGUACGACAACUACAUCAAGGACCCGAGAACCGAGAAGCACGCCCUGAUCAAUUACCUCCAUACCCUUGACUGGAAGAACCAGACAGUUAGGGACGACUUCCAGAAGAAAACUGACGACUCCAUCAACGUCAUAGAAUGCGUGGACUACGCAGGGUAUCCAGCGGCCUACAGCGCAAAGACUCACCCCGAUCCCGUGACCACGCCCUACGUCAAACCCAAGAGCGACGUGUGCAGCGCCAAAUAGGACGCCAUGCUUCGAAAUUUGUACUUUUUUAAAUUAAAAAAGUUUUGUUGUUCACGAAUAAAUUUUAAAAUGGUUUAUUCC